UGUUAACGUGAAAAAAUUGGCUGGACGACGACUGCCGCUGCUGGCGAGGUGCGCGGUCGAAGUUCUUGUAAACUGCUCUUGCCGUGCGCGUCGCUCCGACGUGUGUUGUGAUCGCGUUUCCAUAAAAAUAUAGGUAAUAACAUUAUUUUAACGCUCUCGUGUCCGCACCAACUCACCGAUUGCCGAUUAUUAUUAUUAUCGUUAUUAUCGUUGCAUUUACCGUUACGUACAAAAACGAGCGCGCAUUCGUGCAAUAUUAUAAUAAUACUAUGAACGUUAAGCCAAUAUAGCUUUGAGGGUGCCUACUCUUGGAUUUAAAUUUAACUCUCGACUUGAUUAGGUAGAUACUCACGUAUUUGAUUCGCGAUUGUCGUCGUCUGUCGAUCGAUAUGCGUUCAAUCGCGUGAUUCGUCGUUCUCAUGACAAUUCGCAUCGGUUUUCGGACACGAUCUGACGCAGAGAAAAAUGGAUUUAAGCGGUUGCGUUGUUGGACCUCAAACCAGUGGUGGAUCUAGUCAGAUUUAGAAAACUACGGGUCAUCCAACGUUUGUAGUUUUUAAUUUGACCCAUCAAGAGAGUAAUGUUCUGAAGCUAAGAGAGGCUAUUUGCAUUUAGUAAACAUAGGUACCUAUUAAAAACAUCUAGAACUAGAUUAGCUGACCUUCUCAACCUCUCCAUAGAUCCACCACUGAUUUAAACCCAAAUUGUCACUGGAUACCAUAUCUACAUCUUUUAAAAUGUAUUUGUAUUAUUAACAAUUUUGCUGAAUCCAAUUUAGUUUGAAACAUUUGGUGAGAAUAAUCCAAUAUGCUGAUCAAGGAAUACCGUAUUCCACUCCCGCUCAGUGUGGAAGAAUACAGAAUUGCUCAGCUUUAUAUGAUAGCUAAAAAAAGUAGAGAAGAAAGCAAAGGGGCUGAUAGUGGUGUUGAAAUAUUAGUUAAUGAACCUUAUGAAGGUGGCCCUGGUGGCGAUGGAAAUACUGGUGGUGGUCAGUAUACAAGAAAAAUUUAUCAUGUUGGGAGCCACUUACCAGGCUGGUUUAAAGGACUAUUACCAAAAUCAGCAUUAUCCGUUGAAGAAGAAGCGUGGAAUGCAUAUCCAUACACGAAAACUCGAUAUACUUGCCCAUUUGUAGAAAAAUUUUCGUUAGAAAUUGAAACUUAUUAUUAUCCUGAUAAUGGAACUCAUGAUAAUGUUUUCAAAAUGUCUCAAAGUGAAGUUCGAAAUGUUUCUGUUGAUAUAAUAGACAUAGUUAAAGACCAAUUAUAUGGGGCAGAUUACAUUAAAGAAGAAGAUCCAAAAUCAUAUGUAAGUGAUAAAACAGGUCGAGGCCCACUGUCAGAAAAUUGGAUAUCAGAGUACUGGAAAGAAUGUCAAAAUAAAAGUAUGCCCACAUCAUCAGGAAAAUCUAUUAUGUGUGCAUACAAAUUGUGCAAAGUAGAAUUUCGUUAUUGGGGUAUGCAGACAAAAAUCGAAAAAUUCAUUCAUGAAGUUGCUCUGAGGAAAACUAUGGUUCGAGCACAUCGUCAAGCAUGGGCAUGGCAAGAUGAAUGGGUAAAUCUAACAAUGGAUGAUAUACGUCAGAUUGAGCGUCAAACUCAAGAAGCUCUUAAACGAAAAAUGGGUAGUAGUAGCAGUGGCUCUGAGAUUUGUGAAGGAAAUGACUCUGUAGAUGAUACAAAAACUGCCACUAAUUUAGCUGCCACAAUGGGUAGUAUAGAAAAAAGUGAUCUAGAAGUAGCCACACCUGUUACAUCAAAACGAAUGCAAGAUUCAACCCUAUAUUCUCCAGCACCGUGUGUUUCUAGCAGUUCUGACACCAUAUCAAGCAGUGUUCAACAAUCAUCAAGCAUGCGAAUACCUGUGAAAAAGAAUUGGAAUAAUUCCAAACCACAAAUACCUUCACCAGGAUCUACUCAAAGUUUUGAUACUGCGCCUAAUUGGAGAAUGGAAAGUUUGAUUCGAGAUUCAGAUUCAGAUCUGAGUAAUGAUGAUGAAUUUUUUGAUUGUCAAGAAACUUUACCAACUUCAGAAAUUGUUUCUCUCUCUAAAUGGAGUUCUUUAACAAUAUUAAAUGAACAAGAAUAUGAUUCAUCCAGUAUUCCUGACAAAGAAGAAGAUAGUAUAUUCUCUCCUACAUAUAAAAAGUCUUCUCCUUUUAUUCAGCGUGGUCACAGUGUUGAUACAUGUCCAGGUUCACCAGUAAUUAGUAAAGAAAACAAUUGUCAAAUAAGUACACUUUUGAUGAUUAUACAUUCCGGUAGUGUACUAGAUGCUAAUUCCGAUAUUAUGGCAAAGAAAUCAGAUUUCACUACAUUUAGGGGAGCAUUUGAAUCAGUCAUGCGACAACACUACCCAAAUAUGAUUGGUCAUGUUGCAAUGAGACUUAUUCCUUGUCCGUCUAUAUGUGCUGAAGGACUUAGUGUUUUAUCAAAGUUGAGUCCUUACAGUUUUGAUGUAUCUCCAUCUGGUAUGGAAUGCACAAAUAUUACCCAUGAUUCCGUCCCAAUAGGUGCUAUUCCUAUACUAGCAGGUUGCUCGCAUGAUUAUAAAGACAUAGUAUCUAAUGUUAUCCGUAUGGCAAAUCAAGUUUAUCGAGAAUUUAUAAAGUCAGAUGAAGGUUUUGGAUUUAAUGGCAGAGUUUAUUUUAUAGGAGAUUCUAUGGGAUCUGUAAUAGGAUAUGAUGCUUUGUGUAGAAGUCCUGAUUCUCAUUUGUCACAUGACGCAAGUAGACACAGCACUCCAGAACAUGUGCUGAAAAAAAGUGACAAUGAUGAUUGCACUUCAUUAGGUAGUAUGGACUCUUCUUUUAAGGUUUUAGUUACUCCACCAGUUAGAAGAAGAUCAUCAUCCACAAGUGACAGUAAUGUAUGUUUGGACUUUGAAGUUAACGAAAUGUUUAUGUUUGCAUCUCCGUUGUCACUUGUAUUAGCAUUUAGAAAAAUUUCAGCACAUAAAUAUGAUAAGUCAACUUCAAUUCAACGUCCAGCAUUACAACAAGUCUACAAUUUAUUUCAUCCAUCUGAUCCUAUUGCAUCUAGAUUAGAACCAUUAAUUUCUGCAAAAUUUUCAAUUCUGCCCCCCGUUAACAUCCCACGAUAUCAAAAAUAUCCUCUUGGAACAGGACAACCAUACUAUUUAUUAGAAGCAGUGCAAACAAAUCCUCAAUUGUUUACCGAACACAAUCAUGCCAGGCGUACGUCUGAAGCAAGUAUUCUGAGUACAGUUUCCGGGAUAGCCGAUACACUUCCAAUUCAAGCAAUAAACAAAUUGACAAAAAAAUGGUGGGGUUCUAAGAGAUUGGACUAUGCUUUGUAUUGUCCCGACGGAUUGUCAAAUUUCCCUACAAAUGCUUUGCCUCAUAUAUUUCAUGCUAGCUAUUGGGAAUCCUCAGAUGUCAUUGCAUUUAUUUUAAGACAAUUCGCUAUAUUUGACUAUAAUAGUUCAAUUGGAAAUGAGGAAAAAGAAAUGGCUACUUUUAGCCCUAGUCAGCCUAGAGAAAAAUGGCAGCGGAAAACAACUUUCAUUAAGAUAAAAAAUUCUACUGCAAGCCAUCGAGCAAAUGAUGUGAUAAUUCGAGAAGGUUUGUCACAGACGAUUAGUGCUCGUUUUAUAUAUGGACCAUUUGAUAUGUUUUCAUUAGCUGGGGAAAAAGUUGAUAUCCAUAUAAUUAGAGAACCCGGUAAUGGUGAAUGGACCCAUCUAACUACAGAAGAUUCAGAUAAAAAUGGACGAGUCACCUAUACAAUACCUGAAAAUAAAUCUCUUGGAUUUGGAAUAUAUCCCGUUAAAAUGGUUGUUAGAGGAGAUCAUACUAGUGUAGAUUUUCUGUUAGCUAUUGUUCCGCCUCAAACUGAAACUGUUGUAUUCAGCAUAGAUGGAUCAUUUUCUGCCAGUGUCUCUGUUACUGGCCGUGACCCAAAAGUUCGACCAGGCGCUGUUGACAUAGUGAGACACUGGCAAGAAUUGGGCUAUUUAAUAGUCUAUAUUACGGGAAGACCAGAUAUGCAACAACAACGCGUUCUGUCAUGGUUGAGUCAACAUAACUUUCCUCAUGGACUAGUUUCAUUUGCCGAUGGUCUUUCUACAGACUUCCUUGCUCACAAAAUCACAUAUCUCAAAAGCCUUGUGCAGGAUCAUAAAAUGAUAAUACACGCGGCCUAUGGAAGUAGUAAAGAUAUUUCUGUCUAUAGUGCAUUGGAUCUGAAACCAAAACAAAUAUUUAUCAUAGGCAAAGUGGGUCGUAAACAUCACUCUAUGGCAACCGUGUUGAGUGAUGGUUAUGCUGCACAUUUAUCAGCCUUACAGUGUCACGGAGGAUCUAGGCCAGCUCAAGGAAAUGCUCGGAUGCUUUUGACCUCAAGAGGACGCUUUGGACAUAAUGCUUCAAUGAGACGUAGGAGGUGUCCCGAGAAGAGAUCUGGCGACACACAUGGUUCCAAUAAUUGAUCCAUACUUGACCGCAUAUUAUGGUGCAAGUAAAUGUCAGAUCUGCAAAAAGGACAACAUCAUUUCCAAUUUGUUCAAUGACCAGAUCUACUAGUCGUAACAGAUACGAUAACCUUUGAUGUUGUUCUUGGUCGUGUUUUCAACACCAUUCCUCAGAUGGUUCCUGAUGACAGCGGCGUAAAUUAUGUCUGUGUGCAUUUAUCAAAAAAAAUUGUUACUGUAUGAUUAUUGUAAGCUGUUGUCUUUAUUGUUGUAAGCUGUUGUCAUUGUUGUCUUUUUAAACUAUAAUAUUUCUCACUUAUUAUUGUCUCAUUGUCUUUUGUCUUAAGUUCUUUGUAUGUACAUUUUUUAUGUAUUGUUACCAAUCUAGCACAUUCCUAUUUUUUAUUGAUUUUAUUAUUUUCAUUCUCCAUACUGUCCAUUAUGUUUUAUAAAUAUUAAUCAUUUCCAUUUUAUUCUUAUUUUUUAAUUGUACUAUUAAUUGUAGAUUUUUUUUUUUUAAUGUGUCAAGAUCUUGUAUCUUACCAAUCAUCAAAAAGGCUGUGCCGAGCAUAUUGACAAUGUUCAGUACAAAAUCUAGGCUGCUAAUAUUAUUGCCUUUAAUAUAUAUUAUUUUAUUUUAUUUUUUCAAUAUUAUUGUUUCUCUAAUUUUG
Acyrthosiphon pisum (pea aphid) is the source of this 5102-nucleotide messenger RNA. RefSeq names its product retinal degeneration B (gene rdgB). Bases 808 to 4449 code for a protein of 1213 amino acids. Gene Ontology annotation, biological process: phospholipid transport. Gene Ontology annotation, cellular component: cytoplasm. The record is from RefSeq and is a predicted model, not a curated record. Gene Ontology annotation, molecular function: phosphatidylinositol transfer activity; phosphatidylinositol binding; metal ion binding. NCBI's taxonomy places the organism in Eukaryota, Metazoa, Arthropoda, Insecta, Hemiptera, Aphididae. The transcript has 27 exons.